AGGAAAAAGAUUCAACAACAUUCAAAAAUUGAACAUACUAGAAAGGUUCAUUGAACUUGGAAGACAUACACUACUAUUUAUUUUUGUUCAUAGUACCUUAAUCGUUGCAAUUUUUAUUUUGACGAGCCUUAACUGUUGUAAUUAAAAUUUUAAAUUUAUAAGAAUUUGCAGCACAUUUGCUUUUGUCACAUAAUUUUAGCUAUUUUUUAGAUGGUUUUUCUUCUGUGUCAUUGUCUUUUGUCUGAUAGUGGGCUGGGCUAGUCUGGUAUGGAGUAAUAUAAGCCCAAAUACACCGACAUCAGCCGCCAUGAAAAUGAUGUCUAAAAAAGCAACAUUAAAAGUCAAUACUGUGUGUUUAAGAUUUAGGCUAUUUUUGAAAACAUCACAAAUUUAGAUUAAAAUAUAGUUUUGUCUUCACAGACCAACAAAGAUGAAAAUAUACUUGUUUUUUAGUCUAUUAUUAUCUCAUACUAGUUUAUUGUCUAUCUUUUUUUACACCCGAGAUGAUCUGAGGGAGAUUUUUCUCAUCCUGAUUAAUUUUUGUAAUUACAUAUAAAAAAUAUUUGAUUUGCACACAAAUUGUGUUUUGUGCGAACAAAUUUUUAAUUUUUAGAUUCAUGCAAUAAUCACGUAUCCCCCAACGGCCAGCAUCGAUGCAAUAAUUGACGUAUCUAAUCAUUAUUAUAAAUUAGAUAAAUUAAUUAUUAAAUAAAUUUAAAAAGCAAAAAAUUACUUAUAUAUAAGAUCGGAUGACAUAUCAAUUACCUUAUUCAUCGUCCAAUAAAAAUUCUCUCUGUUCCAUAAUAAGGGACACAGUUGACUAUUGCACGCAUGUCAAUACAUAACUUUGACGAUUAAUAUUUUUAAUUGUAUAAUAGUAAAAAAAUUCACAUGUCCCCAUAGUCAAACUUUCAACCUAACAAAGCAAGUAUUCAUCCAAUCCAAUACCUACCCCCUUCCUCUUCCUCUUUCAUGUUGUUUUGAUUAUUCUCCUUCUCCUCUUUCCCUUCAUCAAAACCCAUAUCUAAUAUGGGGUUUCAUCACAGAAAACUAGUAUCAUCUAUCCCUGGCUGUGAAUCUUACUGUCAUGAGGAAUGUUCCACCAUAGACUGUGAUUUUUGCAUCGGAAAAUGCUUAGGCUAUAACCUUCAACCACCACCACCACCACCUCAAGAUCACAACAAAAACAAAACAUCUACUUACUUGAUCAUAAGUUUUUCUAUUGUAGCUGCUCUUUUCCUUGUUUUAUGCUGCUAUGCUUUCUAUGUCAAGUUUUUCUCUCAUAGGAACAGGUCAAGAAGAACAACCUUAUUAACAAGACAACAAACAGAACAUGGUUUUGUUGUUGAUGAAGAACAUGAUGAUGGUUCUGUUGUGGAUCACCCAAUAUGGUAUAUUCGUACUCUUGGUCUUCAUGAAUCAAUUAUUAAUGCAAUCACUGUUGUUAAAUAUAAGAAAGAUGAAUUCUUGAUUGAUGGGUCAGAUUGUUCUGUUUGUUUGAGUGAGUUUGAAGAAGAUGAAAAUCUUAGACUUUUGCCUAAGUGUAAUCAUGCUUUUCAUUUACCUUGUAUUGAUACUUGGCUUAGAUCACACACUAAUUGUCCUAUGUGUAGAGCUCCUAUUGUUGUUGAUCCUUUAAGAAUUCCAUCUAUGGAUCCUAAUCUUUUUGUGGAAAGUUCUCAUAUGGAAAAUGGAAAUGGAGUGGAAGAUAGCGUUGUUAAUCAGUUGAGAAACGGUGAAGAAGAAGAAGAAGAAGAAGAGGAAGAUGUUGAGGAAGAUGAGAGUUCAGGUUUAGAGAUGGUAAAUAUGCAGCAGCCAAGAAGAUCAGUUUCUCUUGAUUCUUCUUCUGCUGCUAAGAUCAAUCUUGCUCUAUCCAAUUUUCUAUCAGUGGAAUCUCAAGGGAAUUCUAAUCCUAAUAGGGAACAUGUAGGGGAAGUCAAUGAACAAGUUGCUUCAAAGAGGGUUGGUGGAAAUGGAAAUAUGGUAAAUGUGCAUAGUGCUCCUUGUUCAAUGAAGAGGUCAAGAUCCUUCAAUGGAAAACAUCUACUAUCAUUGUAUAGCAGCAGUCAGAAGAAGAUAAAUCCUCCAGUGAGAAGCUUUUGAUUGUGCUCUUGCUUACUGCAAAUGUAUAUUUAUUGUUAAUUAACUCUCAAUAAGAUGAUGAGAGUUUGAGAGUUUUAUAUAUUUGUGAAUUGAAUAAGACAAUGUUAUGAUAAUGUGUAUAAUAGCAAAGAAAAAGGACAUAUACAAACAAAUUGAAGAUGAUUGUUCUUGUUAA
Trifolium pratense (red clover) is the source of this 2278-nucleotide messenger RNA. Its product is annotated as E3 ubiquitin-protein ligase RING1-like. The coding region runs from base 1030 to 2103 and encodes 357 amino acids. The record is from RefSeq and is a predicted model, not a curated record. NCBI's taxonomy places the organism in Eukaryota, Viridiplantae, Streptophyta, Magnoliopsida, Fabales, Fabaceae. Gene Ontology annotation, biological process: protein ubiquitination. Gene Ontology annotation, molecular function: transferase activity. The transcript has a single exon.